This is a messenger RNA of Penicillium soppii, 4992 nucleotides long. Its product is annotated as DNA-directed DNA polymerase zeta catalytic subunit REV3. The coding region runs from base 1 to 4992 and encodes 1663 amino acids. NCBI's taxonomy places the organism in Eukaryota, Fungi, Ascomycota, Eurotiomycetes, Eurotiales, Aspergillaceae. Gene Ontology annotation, biological process: error-prone translesion synthesis; double-strand break repair via homologous recombination. The transcript is spliced from 3 exons. Gene Ontology annotation, molecular function: DNA-directed DNA polymerase activity; DNA binding; nucleotide binding. The record is from RefSeq and is a predicted model, not a curated record. Gene Ontology annotation, cellular component: nucleus; zeta DNA polymerase complex.
AUGGAGUCAUUUCGGGUGCGCCUCAACUGUAUCGAUCAUUACCAGGCGCACGCGUCGGAGUUAGAUCCUCCGCUGCCUUUUCGUGAUGGAGCAUCGGAGAAAGAUUUCAAGCCUAAGGUGCCUGUGAUUCGGGUUUUUGGAGCCACCGAGACCGGACAAAGGGUGUGUGUCCAUGUUCACGGCGCCUUUCCAUACCUCUAUAUCGAAUACAAUGGGUCCUUGGUACCGGAAGAAGUAAACGCAGCGAUUCGAACUCUUCAUCUCUCCAUUGAUCACGCUUUGGCGGUCAGUUUUCGCCAAAAUGCGUAUGAUAGGAAGAUAGCCUAUGUGGCGCAUAUCACCUUGGUGAAAGGAGUCCCAUUCUACGGAUACCACGUAGGAUGGCGGUUCUUUUUCAAGAUUUACCUCCUAAACCCCUCUCACACUAACCGUUUGGUUGAUCUUUUGCACCAAGGAGCUGUGAUGAAACGUCCUCUCCAACCUUACGAGGCGCAUGUACAAUACAUCCCGCAAUGGAUGUGCGAUUACAACUUGUACGGAUGUGCAAUCAUGAGUUGCAGUAAAGUCAAGUUUAGAGGACCGGUACCUGAGUACCUCGAGCUUGGCGAUCUCGACCAUCGUUGGCAUGACCGUUCAAUUCGGUCUGAGGACAUACUAGAUCAUCCUGCUUUACAAAAACAAAGCCAUUGUCCGCUGGAGGCUGAUGUAUGUGUGCAAGAUAUCUUGAACCGUGCUGAUAUUAAAGAACGACCUUUGCAUCAUGACUUCACGGAGCUUUUGAGACCAGUUGCGGUGAACGAGCGGCUGGUUCCGAGCAUGGCUGGAUUAUGGCAGGAUGAGACUCGUAGGCGAAAAAAGAGACUGGGGAUUGUCGAUCCCGGAAGCUCUCCAUUCGGACCGGAAGAGUUGGUCUCAAUGUCAGCGGAUCCAAGAAAUCAGUCCAAGGGUGGAUGGGUACACGAGGAAGAAUUCCGUGAUAUGGAAGCUCAGCUGGCUGCCAACGAAAAGCGAAAUGAUGACAACAAAGAAACAUCAUUUGAAAUUUUUCUGGAUACCAAGGACUUGGCAGAGAGUGUCAAAACUGCGUUGGAUAGCGUCGAAGAUUUCUUUCCGAACAAGAUUGGCACUUUGACAUUUAAUAGCAUUCGUCUCGAAGAAUCAGCCCAGCAAAACGCUCCAGAGAUUUCGGUUGAUGAGGGACUCGCCAUGUCAUCUCAAGCCGAUGGACAGUACAACUCGGAUUCGGACCAAGGAGAUAGAUCCUUGGAAGAAGAAAACGAACAACAUCCUGAGAGCAAAGGGACCCGCUGGCCGGCAGUGCAGCCAGAUCAUCCCCACAGAGACCAGAGCCAUAGCUGGAACGUUGCUCCCAAGAGGUUAAACUUCGAAACAUUGGAUGAGAGCAAUCCGCCAACCAAAAGACCUAAACAUUCAACCAAUGACGAUUUGACUGGUGGAAAUUCAGAAUGGCCGAACGUGAGGAAGUGUCAACCAGACGAAAAACGAAAAAGUGUCUCAUUUGAAAGCAAUUCGGACUCGCAUGCGGGUGCCCCGUCAUCAGAGCCGAAGUCUUCUUCGUCACAGAGAACGGUCCGUCCAAAGGCGCACAGUUAUACCAGUGGGCUGAAAUUUCCGGUAGUUAAGGACCCAAAUGAUCCUUUGACUAUAGUGCGGUACAGCCAAGAUGAUGGACAUCAUUCGAAGAAAGGAACUGAGUCAUUUCAGCCUCCCUCGAGCUCCUUCACAUCUGGAUCUGCCACUGAAAUUUCAGGUAAUGCUAGUGGAACUGGAAGUUCUUUGGAGCUACAUUCCUCUGCAACCGUGAGAGGGCCUAUAGCACUCGAUCCCCAUCUGUCUGAGACCAUUAAAAACAUUCAUCAAUCAUUCGAAAUUGCACCAAACACAUCACUGUGUUGUUUUAGAUCCACUGGCCCAAGUUCCAACGAAGUUGCCUCAACGAUAACUGAGUUUGGACGCCCUUCGGUCGUAUACCAAAAAGCAUAUUACAGCGACGAGGCGGAUGUUCCCGAAAGACCAAGAGAAUAUGGCGGCAGAGAAUUUAGACUGGAAAGCAACACCAUCCAUUAUCUGCCUGAUUUUGAACCAACCGCAGACGCGCCUGCAAUGUUUGGCGAGCAGUCACCGACAACGCUUGACCGAGAUCAACAAGAGAAGGCAGACCGACAUCUCCGAGAGAGCUGUACAGCUAAGGUCUGGGAGUUUGCACCUGUUCCACCAACCCGCUCAGAGGUCAUACAGUGGUUUGAAGAGAUUGAAGCUGCGCAAAAGUUGAAGCAAAAGGAGCAAACAAAAACUCGGCUCGCUCAGAUGAAAGCAGACUUACUCUCCCAGAUUGAAGGUCCAACACAGAAGAAUGCCCAAGGCUUCAAAUAUUCACAGAAGGGAGUGUCCACAAGUGUGGAACACCAGGCUCAACAUAUGAGUACAAUGAGCUUGGAGCUACACGUGAAUACCCGCGGCGCUCUCUUCCCCAACCCCGAAGAGGAUGAGAUUACUUGUUUAUUCUGGUGCAUUCAGACUGAAGAUGACGACGUUGAGGUCAACAGCCAUCUUCCUGGGGUCCAUGUUGGGAUGGUCUACCACGGCGAAGGUGAGAGACCGGAAGCCAAGAUAUCCAAAGCUUUGACAAUUGAUGUCGAGCACGAGCCCACAGAACUGGAUCUCAUUAACCGACUAGUCGACUUGGUCCGGUAUCAUGACCCCGACAUCAUCACAGGUUACGAGGUUCACAGUGCUUCUUGGGGAUAUGUGAUUGAACGAGCUCGUAAGAAGUACGAUUUUGAUAUUUGCGAGGAAUUUUCUAGGACCAAGUCUCAAUCACAUGGAAGAUUUGGCAAGGAGGCAGAUCGGUGGGGGUAUGAUCACUCAUCGUCUGUUCGCAUCACCGGUCGACACAUGUUCAAUAUAUGGCGCGCUAUGAAAGGCGAGCUCAACUUGUUGCAGUACACUAUGGAAAAUGUUGUGUUUCAUGUUCUGCAUCGUCGGAUUCCCCACUAUUCGCCUCGAGACCUGACGAAGUGGUAUCAAAGCGGCAAACCUCGCAAUAUGCUCAAAGUGGUAGAGUAUUUCACCUCCCGGGUGCAACUGAACCUCGAGAUCCUUGAGGCCAAUGAAUUAGCGCCAAGAACAAGCGAGCAAGCAAGAUUGCUAGGCAUCGAUUUUGCUUCUGUGAUAUCUCGAGGAUCCCAAUUCAAAGUUGAAUCCUUGAUGUUCCGAAUUGCUAAGCCUGAGAACUUCCUGCUUGUGUCACCGAGUAAAAAGCAGGUGGGGCAGCAGAAUGCAUUGGAGUGUUUGCCCUUGGUCAUGGAGCCGCAAAGUGACUUCUAUACCAGCCCACUUUUGGUGCUUGAUUUCCAGUCACUGUAUCCGAGUGUCAUGAUCGCGUAUAAUUACUGCUACUCUACAUUUUUGGGUAGAGCAAUGCACUGGCGUGGUCGAGAUAAAAUGGGGUUCAUGGACUACAAGCGAGAGCCCAGACUACUUGAGUUACUCAAAGGCAAGGUCAACAUCGCACCAAAUGGUAUGAUGUACGCCAAGAAAGAAGCCCGCCAGUCCUUGCUAGCCAAAAUGCUCUCAGAGAUCCUCGAGACUCGUGUGAUGGUUAAAAGUGGCAUGAAAGUCGACAAAGACGACAAGGUCUUACAGCGCCUUCUUAACAACCGACAAUUAGCCCUCAAGCUAAUCGCAAACGUCACAUAUGGUUAUGCAUCCGCCUCAUUCUCUGGUCGAAUGCCCUGCUCAGAGAUCGCCGACAGCAUCGUGCAGACCGGGCGAGAAACCCUUGAAAAAGCCAUCGCAUUCAUCCACUCAAUCGAACGAUGGGGCGCCGAGGUAGUUUACGGCGACACCGACAGUCUAUUCGUCUACCUGAAAGGCCGCACCCGCGACCAAGCCUUCGACAUAGGCGAAGAAAUCGCCCAAGCAGUCACAGACAUGAACCCACGACCAAUAAAACUCAAAUUCGAAAAAGUCUAUCACCCCUGCGUCCUCCUAGCAAAGAAACGCUAUGUAGGCUUCAAAUACGAACACCGUAACCAAAAAGAGCCCGAAUUUGACGCAAAGGGCAUCGAGACCGUCCGACGCGACGGCACCCCCGCAGAACAAAAAAUCGAAGAAAAAGCCCUCAAAAUCCUCUUCCGCACCGCAGACCUAAGCAAUGUCAAAUCCUACUUCCAGCGCCAAUGCGCAAAAAUAAUGCAAGGCCGCGUCUCCAUCCAGGAUUUCUGCUUCGCCAAAGAAGUUCGCCUAGGCACAUAUUCCGAGCGCGGCCAACUCCCCGCCGGCGCGAUGAUCAGUACAAAGCGCAUGCUGGAAGAUCCCCGCUCAGAGCCACAAACCGGCGAGCGUGUGCCGUAUGUCGUUGUCACGGGCGCGCCUGGGUCAAGACUCAUUGAUCGCUGCGUCGCGCCGCAGACUCUCCUGCAUGAUGCGCAGCUCGAGCUCGACGCCGAGUACUAUAUCACGAAGAACUUGAUUCCGCCGCUGGAACGGAUUUUCAAUCUUGUUGGUGCAAAUGUGCGGCAGUGGUACGAUGAAAUGCCGAAAGUGCAGCGCAUUCGGCGGGUUGAUGCUUCAGCGCUUGCGCGACCGAAUACGGGAUCUGCUUUGGGGUUUGUGACUAAGAAAACUCUGGAGUCCUAUAUGCGCUCGUCGUCGUGUGUUGUGUGUCGGGCUAAAUUGUCUGAUACUACUGUUCCUGUUUGCGGGGAGUGCCUGCAGCAACCGCAUAUUGCUUUGCUGGAUGUUGUUUCGCGGUUGCAACGCGCGGAGAAGCGGGUUGUGGAUUUGGAGGCUGUUUGUCGUUCUUGCAUGGGUGUCACGGCCUGUGAUGAGGUUAGCUGUGAUAGUAUGGAUUGUUCGAUCUUCUACUCGCGGACGCGAGAUGCCUCUAAUUGGAGGCAUUCGCAGGCUGUGCUGGGGCCAGUCGUGGAGUUAUUGGAGCGGAAGGGCGAUGAGGAUCUGGAUUGGUAA